UAAAAGGAGGCAAACCUCGUGUCUCCUGCAGCCUGUACUCACUGUCCUCUCCAGACUUCCAGUGAAGAGCCGACAUUUGAUCAGAGAGGAGCCGCUGUAACUUCACCCUGCUGUCUGCACUGCACCUCCCGGAAACUCGCAAAACACCGAGAGGGAGGAAAAAGUUCCUCAAAGAAUCAUGUUGUCCUUGAUGUUUCUGCUCCUGAUUGUUCCACGUGUGCUCUUGUCCUCGACACAUGUGGCAGUGAUCUCCCCUCAGGACCCCGUCCUGCGUAUCGGCUCCAGCCUGACGGCCACCUGCACCUUGAGCCCGGAGCUCGGCCUGCAGGCCAGCUCUCUGUACUGGACCCUGAACGGGAUGAGUGUGUGCAGCAGCAGCUACAGCUUGCUGAGCCCCGACACCCUGAGCGUCACGCUGCACAACCUCAACGGCUCCCAGCAGCAGUCCGGAGACAACCUGGUGUGUCACAGAGCAGAUGGGCAUGUCCUGGCCGGCUCCUGUCUCUAUGUGGGCAGGCCUCCAGAAAAGCCUGUAAAUCUAACGUGUUGGUCCCGCAACACGAAGGACCUGAGCUGCAGGUGGAGCCCGGGGGGGCAGGGUGAGACCCACGUCCGAACCAAAUACACCCUCAAGUACAAAUUGAGGUGGUACGGCAGAGAGAAGGAGUGUGAAAUGUACGGCACAGGGAAGCAGCGAUACUCCUGCUACAUCCCCCGCAACCUUGCCCUCUUCACCCCGUACGAGAUCUGGGUUGAGGCAGCCAAUCAGCUGGGCUCGGCCACCUCCGACAUCACAACCCUAGACAUCCUCGAUGUAGUGACCACUGACCCUCCUGCCAACGUGCAGGUGAGUCGUGUCGGCGUCCUGGAGGACCAGCUGACGGUCCGCUGGGCUAGCCCCCCCGAGCUCAAGGACGUCCUGUUUCAGGCCAAAUACCAGAUACGAUACAGACUGGAGGACAGCUCUGAAUGGAAGGUGGUGGAUGAUGUCGGUAACCAGACGUCUUGUCGGCUGGCAGGCCUCCGUCCCGGGACCGUUUAUUUUGUCCAGGUGAGAUGCAAUCCUGUGGGCAUCUAUGGCUCCAGGAAGCCCGGCAUCUGGAGCGACUGGAGCCAUCCGGCCGCUGCUUCCACUCCCAUCAGUGAGAGGCUGCAGAGCGGCUCCUGCGAUCCAAAGCCCGGCGAGCAGAACUCCACCCUGCGGCGGGAACUCAAGCAGUUCUUCGGCUGGGUCCGCAAGCAUGCGUCCGGCUGCAGCGGCAUGUCAAUCAAACUGUACGACCAAUGGAGGGUGUGGCUGCAGAAAACACAGAAAACACGCAACCAGGUAGAUUCUUCAAGACGAUAAUUCAUAGCAGCGCCGCUCAGCACCACUGUGGUGUUUUGAUUCAAGAACAGCAUCAAGAAACACUGACACAUAACCGGCCCCGAGGGUCCUAGCUGUGUGAGGGGUCAUCGGCCCCGACUGAGUGAUACUGCAGUGUUUGUCAGACAGACUUAACUUCAGUUUAAAGGGCCCGAGUGGAGGAUAACCGAAGUCAGACAAUGCUGCCCUUUUUCUGCCAUUUCCGCUGACCAAAUCUGUCCGUUAGAUCAGACUGCACACACACAAAUGUUACGGCCCUCAGUAACUGCACUUUUAUUGUAAAAGAAAGUUAUCGUCACAGUUUUUUAAUACUUAAGUUAAGAUUAUUACGUUUGUAAUCAUACUUUGAUGUCAAUUAAUACUAAAGCAUUAUUUAAGUAUAUGUAUAUGAAAAACAGAAUUGCAAUGGCAGUAACAUGAAGGAACAAAAUGUACAAAACAACCCUUGCUUAGGCCUCCAUCAAUCAAUUAUUUUACAUUCUAUUUUAUCUGCUGAUUAGUUUCUUAAAUCAAUUUAUCUAGAAAAACAUUAUUUCCUAACGACGUGUUCAAAUGUUUUGUUUUGUCCGACAAUCAGAUCAAAGUCAAAAGAUAUUUAAUAUAACUGGAACUCAGUUAUAUUUGGAUUUUUAUGCAAAAAUAUGACUUUACCAGAUAUAUCAAUUAUCUGGCGUGCAAUUUCUAGGGAUCAGACAUCUGAUUUGAAACCACUUGCAGUUGAAUUUAGACCUUUCUAAACAGCAGCAAGUGUUUCAGUAAUUGUAUCCCUGGGAAUUAAGGAUCACUGUGUGUAAAAUGUGUAUGCUCCUGUGUAGUACACCAUUUGUUUGAAGACAUUUUCAUACUGUUUAUAUUUUCAUAACUGCAUUGUUUUUUCAUCUAAGUUAUAUUCUUGUACUGCACCAGUAGUGCCUCUGAAAAUACUCUGUGUAAUAAAACAUG
Eleginops maclovinus (Patagonian blennie) is the source of this 2308-nucleotide messenger RNA. RefSeq names its product cytokine receptor-like factor 1b (gene crlf1b). Gene Ontology annotation, cellular component: signaling receptor complex; external side of plasma membrane; CRLF-CLCF1 complex. The coding region runs from base 179 to 1348 and encodes 389 amino acids. The record is from RefSeq and is a predicted model, not a curated record. Gene Ontology annotation, molecular function: cytokine binding; cytokine receptor activity. NCBI's taxonomy places the organism in Eukaryota, Metazoa, Chordata, Actinopteri, Perciformes, Eleginopidae. Gene Ontology annotation, biological process: positive regulation of tyrosine phosphorylation of STAT protein; cytokine-mediated signaling pathway. The transcript is spliced from 8 exons.